Molecule: messenger RNA, 1318 nt
Organism: Syzygium oleosum
Lineage: Eukaryota; Viridiplantae; Streptophyta; Magnoliopsida; Myrtales; Myrtaceae
Product: protodermal factor 1
Exons: 3
Coding region: 90-1073 (327 amino acids)
Source: RefSeq, a predicted model, not a curated record
ACUCGCUUCCCUACUUUCUCGAGCAUAUAUUCUCAUCGCGUCCCUCAAUCCGUAUCCUCCAUCCUUUUUCGUUCCUCUGGUGACGAAACAUGGCGAGAAGAGAACAAGUCGUUUCUUCGUUCAUGGGAGGUUGCGUUAUGGUUGUGGGGUGGUCGCUGCUUCUCCAGAGUUUCUUGCUUGCUGAAGUUACAGGCAUUGAAUUUGAGGAUGAGAAGAACUAUUGCUCUCCUUCAGACCCUCGUGCUGGUUCUCCUCCUUCAGGUUCACGUGGACAUGGGAGUCCCCCGCGGGUUACUUCGCCACCGCCUUACUGGCGCGCCGGAACGCCACCGCCACCCUACCAUGUCACUCCAUCACAUCCCACACCGCCAACACCUGCCCGAUAUUGUGGCAACCCGCCGCAAGGGCACGACCCCACCCGGUCGACGCCACCUCCUAGAGGAGGUUACUACCGUUCUCCUCCAACUUCCGGAGGCAGACCCCGGACCCCAGUCAUUUUGACCCCGCCAGCCACUCCUAUUGAUCCCGGGACCCCGAGUACUCCCACCACCAUCCCGCCGCCAACGGGAGGUUACUAUCCAUCUCCUCCGACUUCCAGAGGCGGUAGUACCCCAACUCCGGUGAUUUCGACGCCACCAGCCACUCCUAUCGAUCCCGGCACUCCGAGCAGCCCUUCCGUCCCAGCACCUCCUUUCAGUUUCGGUCCUUACCCAAAUCCCUUCACCCGCCCUUACACUUACUGGCUAUCAAAUCCAGGAAUGGUAUGGGGGGUGUUUGGGUGGUGGGUGCCGAUGAGAACUGCCUUCCGCGUACCCACGACCAUCCCCGGGAUCCCCGCGACCCUAAACCUGAUUCAGGCUCUCUCUAACACGAGCAUAGAUGGGCUCGGCGCUCUCUACCGAGAAGGGACCGCGGCUCUGCUCAACUCCAUCGUCAACUACAGGUUUCCCUUCACCACCGCCCAAGUCCAACGGAGCUUCGUCUUGGCUCUCGGCUCGGACGGAGCCGCGUCAUCUCAAGCUCAGCUCUUCAAGCUGGCCAACGAAGGCCGUCUCAAGCCCAGGGCUAAUUGAAGUGAACCCGAUCGUCACUGUUUGUCUGGCUAUUAUAGGUUGUCGGAGCAAUAUGUGUUAGUGGUUUUUGUGGUGGCUCUCUUAUCCUUAGUUGGGAUUUGAGGUGAAGUCUGUUUCAUGUACGUUUGUGUACGAUUUAGCGUAACUUAGCAUGCGUCAAAUGUCGUCAGCGGUAAUUAUCGGUUUCGAAUUUCCCAUGGAUUGGGGUACGUAGACAUUAAUUCGCCUUUCAUUUCCUUUCUGUA